UUAGACGAUAUCUGAAGUGCUUUUAGUGAACUCAUCCAAACUGAGUCAAUAUCUGGAGAGUAAACCAAACAUAACACAGUCUAUGGGCGCCGACUGUGCGCUCGUUAUCUUCUACUAUAAGUGGUGUCCGUUUAGCGCCAAAUUUGCUAAACAUUUCAACGCAUUGGCCAGAGUUUACCCACAGUUUCACGUCCUGGCCAUCGAUGCCUACGGAAUGAACAGCGUUAAUAUGAGGUACGGAUUGGUAGGCAUUCCCAGCGUAUUGUUCUUCCAUAACGGAAAAGUAGUGGGAAAAGUGAACGAUUCCGAGCCUACUAUCGAUGGGUUCGUGUCAUACAUCACCCAAAUGACAGGUGUGUCACCCGUGGGCUCCACAAACCUGACCGACUCUGACCUCUUGGGCCCGCUUUCGAGUACACCGGAGCCUAAGUUUGAUUAUUUGCUGCUAUUUUCGUGGGUCUUUGCUUUGGUUUGUUUCUUCUAUCUCUUCGCCAAAUCCAAUGUCUUUAAGACUACUAUAGAAACCGUUAGAAACAAUUGGAGAGAAGCCGAAGCACAACACGAACACAACGAUUAGAUUCACU
This is a messenger RNA of Medioppia subpectinata, 584 nucleotides long. NCBI's taxonomy places the organism in Eukaryota, Metazoa, Arthropoda, Arachnida, Sarcoptiformes, Oppiidae. The record is from the annotation of a GenBank genome assembly.